CACGAUGAUCUGAUUACUUGCGGUAAUCAUAAGGUUAAUGUGCAUUUAUGGCACAUCUUUAGGUCAUGUUAGCUCAUGUAGAGUGGCGCAUUGCGCAAGACUGCGGCGCUGCCGAAACCGUAAGCGGAGGACGGUGAUGUUUACGUGAAGAUCUGCGACGAGCCGAAAGAGCUCGCCUCGCCCAUCGUGGCCCAUGAAUAUUGUCACGCGAAAUUGCCUCGCUUGCUGCACUCCGGCGCGGCUCGCUCGCCGAGCUUAGACCACCGUGUGUGUGUGCGCUGCGCCCACGCCUUUCGUUACAACCGACCACGUGAGACUCCGCCUACCCUCGGCCAGCGCGGCGCGCACAGGGGCUCCAUUUUCGGCCGGUUAAAAAUGAUCAUUGGACAUUGCGAAAAUGCGGACUUGUGCUGUCGUGAGCCGAGCUAGCCCUGUACGCUUAGCCGCCUACGACUCUUAAAGGUGCGGCUGUGCUCGCGAGGAUGGAACGGAUAUUCCACGAGAAGCAAGAAGGCUCGCUGUGCGCUCAGCACUGCCUCAAUGGACUGCUUCAGGGCGAAUACUUCACUGCUGUUGAAUUGGCAACCAUCGCCCAGCAAAUUGAUGAGCAAGAACGCGAGACGAUGGCCGAAGGGGGCCUCAACAGUGACGACUACCAGCGUUUUAUGCAUCAACCAUCCGGGAACCUGGAUGACAGUGGCUACUUCUCUGUGCAAGUGAUUGCCAAUGCACUCAAAGUGUGGGGCCUCGAACUUGUGCCUUACAACAGCACUGACCCGGUGGCGCAGGCAGCUCAAGCAGAUCCUACCCUAUCAACGGCCUACAUAUGCAAUUACAAGGAGCACUGGUUCACCAUCCGCAAGCUGGGCGGCCGCUGGUUCAACCUCAACUCGCUCCUGUCGGGGCCUCAGCCCAUCUCCAGGACCUAUCUCGCACUCUUUCUCGCUCAGCUGCAGCAGGAAGCUGCUCUUGGUCAAGUGACGUGGACCAUUCAGGCAUCCCGCAACAUCGCAUGGAUAUGGAAUUAUCUGCUACAUGCAGUUUGUUACUCCAUCUUCGUAGUGGUUGGCGAACUACCACAAUGCCAAGCAGACGACUUUCUCGAGGAAGACAGUGACCGUGAUCUCCAAGAGGCACUGCAACAGAGCCUGCAGGAGAGCCAGCAGGAGAGCCAGCAGGCGAAGACUCCAACUGAGCCCUCCACGCUGUCUGAUGACGAAAUGCUAGAGGCUGCCCUAAGACUUUCCAUGGAGAGCUGACACCGGUGCAUCAAAACAAACUAUGCAAGGUUCUGCGUCAUACCCCGUUGAUUUUUUAACAUGUUGGCAUCGUGCUUGCAAGGUCAAACCAUGCAGCUGUCCGCAUUGAACUGGAAAAUGCCGCAGGAGCACACGUUUACUGGUGCAAGUUGUUCUCUUUAUGUGUAAUGCAAUAUGUUAGUUUUGAGCCCAAAUAAAUCUAUGCAGAAGCACCA
Dermacentor andersoni is the source of this 1474-nucleotide messenger RNA. RefSeq names its product ataxin-3-like. Gene Ontology annotation, molecular function: cysteine-type deubiquitinase activity. NCBI's taxonomy places the organism in Eukaryota, Metazoa, Arthropoda, Arachnida, Ixodida, Ixodidae. Gene Ontology annotation, cellular component: nucleus. Gene Ontology annotation, biological process: protein deubiquitination. The record is from RefSeq and is a predicted model, not a curated record.